GCCAAAGACUUGCCGGCAAUGGACUUGAGCGGCACGUCCGACCCUUAUGUCCGCGUGACAUUAUUGCCGGACAAAAAGCAUCGAUUGGACACGAAAGUGAAACGCCGGACUCUAAACCCGCGCUGGAACGAGACACUYUAUUUUCAGGGUUUUACAAUGCAAAAACUGCACAAUAGGACUCUUCACUUGCACGUGUUCGAUUACGAUCGGUUCUCCAGAGACGAUUCCAUUGGCGAGACAUACAUUGAGCUGAACAAC
Diuraphis noxia (Russian wheat aphid) is the source of this 258-nucleotide messenger RNA. RefSeq names its product Synaptotagmin 7 (gene Syt7). The record is from RefSeq and is a predicted model, not a curated record. Gene Ontology annotation, cellular component: plasma membrane; axon; exocytic vesicle. Gene Ontology annotation, molecular function: phosphatidylserine binding; clathrin binding; SNARE binding. Lineage: Eukaryota; Metazoa; Arthropoda; Insecta; Hemiptera; Aphididae. Gene Ontology annotation, biological process: vesicle fusion; calcium ion-regulated exocytosis of neurotransmitter.